Molecule: messenger RNA, 1773 nt
Organism: Cladophialophora carrionii CBS 160.54
Lineage: Eukaryota; Fungi; Ascomycota; Eurotiomycetes; Chaetothyriales; Herpotrichiellaceae
Exons: 2
Coding region: 1-1773 (590 amino acids)
Source: RefSeq, a predicted model, not a curated record
AUGCUGCCUCAGGCCCAAGCUCGAGCUCUCCAAAGCCCUUCGAGAACGGAGGCGCAUUCUUCUCCCGCUAACACCUCACACCCUAAACAUAGCACUUCGCCGGGCUUGCCGUCGUUGUACUCCUCGUCUCCUCUGGAUGUGUUAGGCUCCGUCGCGACACAGCCAUCUUCAGCUGAAGCUUGGCCUCAGCAACAACUCACCUCGAGAGACACUUCGCUCGGAGGGUCCUGGGUCAACAAUGUAGCAGAGGAUGUUCUUGUUGAGUAUAUUGAGUUCUUCCGAGCCAAAAUCCUGUACUGCGUACCUGUGAUUGACGACGCGGACCUGGAGAACCCGCUCUACGUGAUUAGACGCAGGAGACCACUUGCGUAUUGCACAAGUUUUGUAGCGUCGCAAUUCAUCCCCGGAAGUGCCAAUGUGCGACAGCAACUCCUUUCGCAUGUAUCGGACUUCGUCGAAUCCACCAACGGCCCUUUGACGGAGGACGAAAAUGUUCUCUGGACACAGUUACAGGCUCUGGCGGUUCUAUACGCGUACCGCCCUGCUGCAGACGUAUUCGAGCUUCCAGGUGCUACUCCAACACCUGGCCCUCUAAAUCAUUGGGUCCUCAAGCACUCUAUCGAAGCGUUUGCUUUGCGGGCGCGCCUACACCGUUCUAUCGAUGGCCUGAGAAGCCUUCUCCUGCGCUCAUCUAACUCGCCACAGGUAUCCGAAUCGCCAGCCUUUCACAAGUACGUCUACUGGCUCUGGCUAGCGACCAUGUCUCAUCACUUCUCGGUGAUGACGCGGACCCCCCCAACCAUCCGGGAAGACAGCAGCAUCAGCUCCGCGGUGGAUCUGCUGAGAGACGUGCCGAGGCCAUCACGGGUCACCCGCAUCCUCUCCGAGAUUGAUCUGUAUAUACUCUGGCAACAUGCGGGCCGCAGCGUCCCUGGUCUGGCGGAGUGGUGGUGUACGCCGUCAGACACGAUGAGCGUGGAGGAUGUCCAGGCGGUUCUUGAAGACAUGGAGGGCGCCCUUGAAGUCUGGAGUCAGAGGUGGGGGCUGCGCGGGGAGCCCAAGACGACGGUUGCGAACGUCGACAUGGCCAGAAAUGGCGCCGUCAGCUUUCACUUCCUAUCCACGAGGUUCUGCAUCAGCACCUUCGAGACGCGAUAUCUGCUGGAGAAGACACGGUCUGUGCUCGAUGAAGAUGCGACGUCUCAGCCUGGCUUGGUCCAGGUGGCACGAGAGUCCGUCUUGAAGUCUGUCAAAGCUGCUCAUGCUUGCUCGCGCUGCCUAGUGGACUUACCGCCCCUGCGGCGCGAAUUCGCCCGAUACAUGGCUGAAUUUGGUUACGCUUACAUGGCGUUUUGCUGCCUCUACAUAAUCCAGGCCUAUGAACUCUUCGGGUCCGCUCUGCCGGCUUUGGAGAGUUAUCUGGCUUCUGUGGAGGAGGUCGCGACGUUCCUGACAGAGCUUGCAGUCGCCAGUAAUACAACCCCUCGACUCUACGGGGAUUUGACCAUGCGGCAGUUGAGAAGAGCGACUGGCCGCAUGGAAGGUGCUCGUGUGGACCGUCAACCUUGGACAGGACAGGAUGUGGAGAACUUGGAUGGUCAACAAGUUGUCCCAGCGAGCUUGCGUGCCUCGCCCGUGGGUGGCGAGCACCUCCUUUCUACGAGUGCACCGUCUGGAGAUCCCGGUGUGCUGUCGCAUCUGAACCCGCCUCGUGGCACGAGUCCGCUGCUCUUUUCCAUAUUCGAUCCCAGUUGGGGACCCCUUUUGAGAUAG